Pseudovirgaria hyperparasitica is the source of this 1006-nucleotide messenger RNA. Its product is annotated as UNC-50. Gene Ontology annotation, cellular component: Golgi membrane. The transcript has 3 exons. NCBI's taxonomy places the organism in Eukaryota, Fungi, Ascomycota, Dothideomycetes, Acrospermales, Acrospermaceae. The coding region runs from base 176 to 1006 and encodes 276 amino acids. The record is from RefSeq and is a predicted model, not a curated record.
CAUACACUCAUGGUAAGUGAACAACGUCACAAUGAAAUAAAACACCCUUAUACCGUAGUAACACCUUGGUCACGCGCUGAGAGUCAAUCAAAACGCCAGCAUAUUCAAAGGAAAUUCUUGUAUCCCCUAGAAGACCGACAUACACAUCCAUCUCCUCACACGAUUCUAUCCCGACAUGAACCCUCACAUAUCACUCCCACGUCAUGGUGAACCUUCAAACUUCGGUGGUGCUCCUCCCAGCAAUCAGAGCGAAGGCUUCCGCAUGCCUAGAUUCUUCAAGCGCCUGUUCAAGUUUCCGCAGAUGGACUUCGAGAUGGCCAUUUGGGAGAUGACUAGCUUGAUCAUAGCACCAAAGAAGGUUUUCAGGUCAAUAUACUACCAUAAACAAACCAAAAAUACAUGGCACCGGCCAGAUCCAUCCUUCACGUACCUUUUGUCUUUCUUCCUCCUCCUCACGUCGUUCGCAUGGGGACUCGCAUACGCACGUGGUAUCACGAACAUAGUAGCUAUCACCAUAAUAUUCAUCGCGAUUCACUUCCUGCUCGUGUCUGUCCUUGUGGCUGCUGCGUUAUACGUUCUCGUAGGCAAGUUUCUAGGCCCAGGUGUGCCCGGUCUGCCUGGAAAGAGAAGACAGGGGCUCUUCAUGCGCCCUGGCGAAGGAGAACAGCUCGAGUAUGGGUACUGCUGGGAUGUAUCCAUCAGGGCAUUCGUACCGGUGUGGGUAUUCCUGUAUGUGGUGCAGUUCGUCCUUAUGCCGGUAAUUGCAAAGGAAUUCUGGUUAUCGAAGCUUGUUGGGAAUUCAUUGUAUCUGAUCGCGUUCGCUUAUUACUUCGUUAUCUUAUUUUUGGGAUUCAACGCUCUGCCCUUCCUCCACCACACAGAACUACUCCUUGGACCAGUGCCUGUCAUCGCAACUAUAUGGCUGAUCAGUCUCUUCACGACAAACCUACCGAAACACUUCGCGCCAGUGUUAUGGGCAGGAGCAGGAUUGCGGAAGGACGUAUAG